AUGGCAGGAGACGACCCGUUCGCCUUUUUGGCAACCCAGGAACCCCCCAAACCGUUGGAGCAGUCCAAGUCAGUCCGCAGAUUGAAUUGGGGCGGAUCCAAAAUCAACGACCAGAAGAGUCGAUGGCGCGAAAAGCUGUUUAACAAGGACCGAGAGAAACAAGCGGCAGAGACAGAGAGGCAGGUUGAUGAUUUCCUCGGCCAUGCUCGCCCGCGACCAUUGCCUGAAGCGCCGAGCCUACCUGCCCUCGACUUGGGUCCCUUCACUACCACCACACCGCAACCUCGAGCUUUAUCUACCACCCCCCCCCCUCCGAAGAAGCGCCGGGCGAAACCAAAAGGCUUGCGUGUGACGUUUUCGGAUAAACGACCAGACGUGAUUGGCGAAGGCGGAGAUGAGUCGGAGGAGCCAACCAUGGAGAUAUCCAGGAAUAAGGAACGGGCGGCUAUUCAAGGGGCCAAGACACAGAAUGAAGAAUACGAAGAUUUGGAGAAUCGUCGACCCACACUUCCCAAUCUACAUGUGGAUACCUCUUUUGCUGGUGGCAGUGACGCCUCAGGUGGGAAAACGGGAAAGGAUCCUCAAUGGACACCCUUGCUGCUCAGUCCUCAGGAUCAGGAUUUGUUAAUGGCAUUCAAUGCGGGAGAGCGAGGAUCUAGGUUAUCUCUUAGGGCGUCUUCCGAUUCCAACUCGUUCGCUCGCCGUGUGCAAGCGCGAAUGCAAGCAGAGGAAGGUCUAGCGUUACAGAACCGUUUAGAGGAUGACCCUGUUUCUCCUACGACUGCCGAUAGCGAGUCGCGAUUACAGAAACAGCAAGAUACGUUGCCUACACGUCCGUCAUUCAAUUCUCAGCGAUCCCAACUAUCUUCCCAGUCAUUAGCUGUCGACGAUGGAAUUUCUGCUUCGUUAUCUCUCCGAACGAGUCCCGUCCCCGCUGUCCACGAACAAGCCAAGAUGCUUCGACAAGGAAACAUUCCCGAAAUAAUGUCACCGAACAGCUCUGGAGGCACCAGAUGCUUCUCGAUCAAUGGCCCCCCUGCGCCUCGUUCAGCAAAGAUGACACUUCGUUCUGUCGCCAAUGCCAUGGGUGAUCAUGCGUACCAGGACUUCACAAACCAUGUGGGAAAAUACAGCAGUCUCUAUCAUAUGGCUGCAGAAAGCGUGAAGCCGUUGAUGGAGACUUCCUUUCCCGAAUGGGUUCGAGCUUCUACCUGGUGGUUUUUAAGAGGCCGAUCUGGUCUUGAAUCUGCCGUUCGAGCCGGCCGAAGCCCUGAAAAUAACUUAGCUGCGCAAGCUGUUGUUGAUCUUGGUAAAUCUUGGUGGAUUUGUACUGAAAUUGUACCUCACCACCCCGAAUUGACCCGCUACGGAAGAAUGAGUGUAGAAGCUCUGGCAGCUGUGAUCAAUACUACAGGUGAUAAUAGGAUGGCUGGCUUGGUGAACCUGCACCAGAAGGUGCUCAAUCAUUUACGCGCAUUAACUGUGUCAAUGAAACGUAAUCAAAUUCUUACCGCUCUUGAAUCUUAUGCUAUGGAGCCGACUAUCGACUCGGCUAUUUGGAUCAGGUAUCCGUUCUUUGCACCAGAUGUGGCCGCAGCUUUUUCUGCAAAUAAUCGGCGUUCCAUGUUGAUUGAUUCAACAUCUCAUCUCACCUCUACUCCCGAUAUGAUGCUCUUGGGCGACACUAGCCGCUUCUUUAGCUAUGCCACUAUGUUUGUUGAAGUUUCACUCUCAGGUGACGAGGAUUUCGACUCUCCGCAAUACGCCAUUCAAUGCAUAUUAUCGAUUAAGCGAGACCGGAACGACUGGUACGUUCUGGCAUCGAUUUCAAGCCAGAGUGAAUUGGUCAACAUUACGAUUCAAUCCGACAGGAAGAAUGGUCCUACGUGGGAUGAUGUCAACUGGCACGUCAAAACUCGCACGAUGACAAUCAAACUUCGUCGUGGGUUUGAGCUGAACGUUGCCUUUCAAGAGAAGGAUUUCAAAAUGAUCUGGAACAUCGUCCAGUAUACCCUUAAAACAGAAGCUAGUUUGCAACCUGAAACAGGUGAAACCAAAAUCUUCCAUGACACACUUAAGGUGUUCCAAUACAUGGAUUCCGGCACCCCCAAGGCCUUUCCUCCUGAGCCGUCUCCGCAGUGUCGAAUGGCAUUGUUUGAAAGGACAGUUACGAUCACAGAAGGUACGGGCAAACGCAAAGCUCACCGAGGAUUCAGGUUAUCUGUGGUUACUAGCCCUCAAACCAAGACUUUGAGCAGCGUUCGCCACAUACUCGGCUAUGGGGCUCCCAUCGUUUUUGGCUAUCUUCGCGGAGAAAAUGGAGCGCCGGCUCUUUUACUCAAUUUGAAAGAGGAGUCGAGAGCGCGCUCAAUGGUAUUGACUUUUGAUCGAAUCGAACAGCGUACCCUUAUGCAUUCCUUGUUGCUCGGCAUGCUUGCGAACGAAAAGGAACAUACCUCUCCUAACAUCCCUAUACGCUCCUUUAGUAUCGAGCAGCCUGGCGAUUUUAAUCUGGGCGCUCAGGACAUCUCACAUAUCAAAUUCAACUCUGGUUCUAUUUCUGUUAUUAAUUUAGAACCCAUGUUUAUUAACCAUGCAUAUUCCCCGAACAUUUUGUCCGAGAACCUGCGUGUUUUGGUCAGCACAGAUUGGGGUACGGUCACUGAUCGAAUUAACUUGGGUCCCGGAGAAUUGAAGAUUAGCUUGGAUGCGAACUUCAAUACUGCAUUAUACAUGUACCGCGCUCAGCAGGAAGACUUGACAGUAUCUAUAGCUGAAAACCUCGUGGAAAAGGACUUGCCGGAUCGUGUGACGCAGUUUCUGGAAGCUGCCAGGUCUAAAGCAAUGGUCCGCUGUUACGAAUUUGCUACAUUACAGGCUCUACAUGAAUUCCAAGAAAUUGUGACCGGGUAUCGAGUCGCUUAUGAUGGAAUGGCAGUUUCGUUUGCCAUCGCGCGCCGACGCAUGGUUGUUCCAAUCCACAAGAAAUGGGAGGCAAGCUCGGUCAGGCUGCAACUGGUGUAUCAGAAUAAAACCGUGCAAUUACUGGCGUUCUUCGGCAACGACUUUAGCCACGGUACAUGCAUGAAUUUUGUGCUCAAAGGAACCGAUACCUACGAGAGCUCGAAUCGUUCAGGGAAGAUUGCAGUUCGCAUUGUCGACGCUAAAUUUGCACUCCCGAAGAAAGAAGAGGAAGCCUCUGAAUUUGUCUCUCUGGACAUGCCGGAUUAUCCUAGUGAACAUGACGAUAUCACUAUUUCUUUCGAGUCGGAGCAGGAGCGAGCUAGGUUUUAUACUGCUCUGCCUGGCGCAAUCCGAGAGCCAACUCGCAUGCAAUCUUUACGACGAUGA
This is a messenger RNA of Talaromyces proteolyticus, 3351 nucleotides long. RefSeq lists its product as uncharacterized. The record is from RefSeq and is a predicted model, not a curated record. The transcript has 6 exons. Lineage: Eukaryota; Fungi; Ascomycota; Eurotiomycetes; Eurotiales; Trichocomaceae. Bases 1 to 3351 code for a protein of 1116 amino acids.